AAUCAUUAGGGGAAUGUGGAACUAACAAAUAUUUGGUAGUGUUAACGCCAAAUUUCUUACAUUUUUAUUAAAUUGUUUCAAAUUUUAUAUUUUAAUUUUGAUAUAUAUACAUAGCACCUAUAUAUAUAUAUAUAUAUAGAAUUAGCAGUAAGAUACAUUUUAUACAUAGGAACUGCGUCAUUUUCUUUCAUUUUCUCUCGGCCUUCGCUCUCUCUCUCUCGGGGAAGAAGAGGAAAUUGGGAUGACAAUGGCGGUGCUGCUCGUUGCCGCCAUCGUGAUCGUGUGCUGUGGCCUCCACGUGAAAUCGGAUACUUCCGAUCACCGGUACAAGGAGGGAGAUCCAGUGCUUCUCUACGCCAACAAGGUGGGUCCGUUUCACAACCCCAGUGAAACAUACCGCUUUUUCGAUCUUCCUUUCUGUCCACCAGCGGACUUAAAAGAGAAGAAGGAAGCUCUUGGUGAAGUUUUGAAUGGGGAUCGCUUAGUUAGUGCCCCUUAUAAACUUGAUUUCCUAAGGGAUAAAGAGUCUGAAGUUGUUUGCAAGAAAAAGCUCACAAAAGAGGAAGUGUCUAAGUUUCGAGCUGCAGUCAACAAAGACUACUACUUUCAGAUGUAUUAUGAUGACCUGCCCAUCUGGGGUUUCAUAGGGAAGGUAGACAAGGAUGGCAAAACUGAUCCCAGUGACUUCAAAUAUUUCCUUUAUAAGCACAUUCAUUUUGACAUUCUUUACAACAAGGACCGCGUAAUUGAAAUCAAUGUCCGAACAGACCCAAACUCCCUUGCAGAUCUUACAGAGGACAAAGGAGUUAAUGUGGAAUUCAUGUAUACUGUGAAAUGGAAGGAAACGAAUACCCCCUUUGAGAAGAGGAUGGACAAGUACUCUCAAUCAUCUUCUCUACCACACCAUUUGGAGAUCCAUUGGUUUUCAAUUAUAAACUCAUGCGUGACAGUUCUUCUCCUGACUGGGUUUCUUGCAACAAUUCUCAUGCGAGUCCUUAAGAAUGAUUUUGUCAAGUAUGCACAUGAUGAGGAAUCAGCCGAAGACCAGGAAGAGUCUGGAUGGAAAUACAUUCAUGGAGAUGUAUUCAGGUACCCUGAGUACAAGUCCGUAUUUGCAGCUGCCCUUGGUUGUGGAACUCAGCUUUUCACCCUUACGGUAUUUAUUUUUGUAUUGGCACUAGUUGGAGUGUUUUAUCCAUACAACCGUGGGGCUCUUUUCACUGCAUUGGUUGUCAUAUAUGCACUUACAUCUGGUAUUGCUGGCUAUACUGCAACUUGCUUCUAUUGUCAGCUUGAAGGAACAAACUGGGUUAGGAAUUUGUUGUUAACAGGAUGCCUUUUUUGUGGACCUCUGUUUCUGACUUUCUGCUUCCUGAAUACUGUUGCCAUUGUUUACACUGCCACUGCAGCUCUUCCUUUUGGUACAAUCGUGGUGAUUGUUCUUAUAUGGACACUUGUAACAUCUCCUCUGCUUGUGUUGGGCGGGAUUGCUGGGAAGAAUAGCAAGAUGGAGUUCCAAGCUCCAUGCCGCACCACAAAGUAUCCCAGAGAGAUUCCACCAAUGCCUUGGUAUCGAGGAACCAUUCCUCAGAUGGCAAUGGCUGGUUUUCUGCCUUUCAGUGCUAUAUAUAUUGAACUCUACUACAUAUUUGCCAGUGUAUGGGGUCAUAGGAUAUACACUAUCUACAGCAUCUUGUUUAUUGUUUUCAUUAUUCUCCUGAUUGUCACUGCUUUCAUUACGGUGGCAUUGACAUAUUUCCAACUUGCUGCUGAAGACCAUGAAUGGUGGUGGAGGUCUUUUCUCUGUGGUGGAUCAACUGGCUUAUUUAUCUACGGAUAUUGUUUGUAUUACUACUUUGCACGGUCAGAUAUGUCAGGGUUUAUGCAGACCUCAUUUUUCUUUGGUUACAUGGCUUGCAUCUGCUAUGGUUUCUUUCUCAUGCUUGGAACCGUUGGCUUUCGUGCGGCUUUGCUGUUUGUGCGCCAUAUAUAUCGGUCAAUCAAGUGCGAGUAGUUAGUUUGUCUGACUUGAAAGUGGUCAGUUGUACUUCUGUUUUUCAUUUUAAUUAGGCACUGUGAUAGAGAAGUUCGCUAUAUUUACUUUUGUAGUGCCCCUUGCCUCAAAAUGGGCAGGAUCCGUUGGAGAUCUUGCUGCAAUAGAUGUUAGGUUGAUAUAUGGGACGACUUUUUCCUGGGAGAAAUUUGUACCGUUACUUUUACCUGGACUCUUAUGCAAUACAUUUUUUUUCUCCUUCUCCUCAA
This is a messenger RNA of Malania oleifera, 2262 nucleotides long. RefSeq names its product transmembrane 9 superfamily member 2-like. Bases 242 to 2014 code for a protein of 590 amino acids. Gene Ontology annotation, biological process: protein localization to membrane. Gene Ontology annotation, cellular component: membrane. Lineage: Eukaryota; Viridiplantae; Streptophyta; Magnoliopsida; Santalales; Ximeniaceae. The transcript is spliced from 7 exons. The record is from RefSeq and is a predicted model, not a curated record.